Cyclopterus lumpus (lumpfish) is the source of this 1220-nucleotide messenger RNA. It is a transcript of the gene dlx6a, whose product is annotated as distal-less homeobox 6a. Gene Ontology annotation, biological process: cell differentiation; embryo development; regulation of transcription by RNA polymerase II. Gene Ontology annotation, molecular function: RNA polymerase II cis-regulatory region sequence-specific DNA binding; DNA-binding transcription factor activity, RNA polymerase II-specific. Lineage: Eukaryota; Metazoa; Chordata; Actinopteri; Perciformes; Cyclopteridae. The record is from RefSeq and is a predicted model, not a curated record.
AUGACCAUGACUACGAUGGCUGACGGUCUGGAGGCUCAGGACUCGUCCAAGUCUGCUUUCAUGGAGUUUGGGCAGCAGUCGCACUCACAGCAGAGCUCCCCGUCGAUGGCCAGCGGCCACUACCCGCUGCACUGUCUCCACUCCGGCUCACACGCUCACCACCAGCACGACAACACCGCGUACACCGGGACCAACACCUACAACAGGUCGUUACCCUACCCCUAUGUGAGCCACGCGCACCACAGCCCGUACCUGCCAUCCUAUCACAACAACACGGGAGGACAGACAAGGUUAGACGGCACAGAGCAGCAGAAAACGACGGUGAUUGAAAAUGGGGAAAUUCGUUUUAAUGGGAAAGGAAAGAAGAUUCGCAAACCUCGGACAAUUUAUUCGAGUUUGCAGCUUCAAGCUCUGAACCACCGGUUCCAGCAAACACAGUACCUCGCGCUACCGGAGCGCGCCGAGCUGGCUGCCUCUUUAGGACUGACACAGACCCAGGUGAAGAUUUGGUUCCAGAAUAAGAGGUCAAAGUUCAAGAAACUGCUCAAGCAAGGCGGCAAUCCGCACGAGAGCGACCUAUGCCGGGCUUCCAUGUCCCUCUCCCCGCGCUCCCCGACCAUCCCUCCGAUAUGGGACGUCUCGGCCUCUUCCAAAGGAGUAAACAUGCCGGCCAACAGCUACAUGCCCGGCUACUCCCACUGGUAUUCCUCCCCACAUCAAGAUGCAAUGCAGAGAUAGGCUGAUGCGACAGGAAGGUCAGCGAGCUGUCUGGAGGCCUCCGGAUCUCCGCCGUGCAGCUUCCAACGUAGCCUACAAUUUGUGUCAGCGCAGAGACUCGAUGCUGGAGAGGAGAAAGAGCCCUCGGCUGCUCCUCGGCGGAAGGAUAAAAAACGCAGCCAAGCCUCGGUGUGAUGACACAAACAAGGGAACUAACCAUUUUCAAGCGUACAUGGCUGUUCAGUGGGCUCGCAUAUUUGUUAUGCUUUCAUUCAUGUCACAUCUGAACGUCAAUAUACCAAAUAUUACCAGUGACAUUUCCGCCACUUUGGGCAAAGACUGCUUACACUCUCCAUGCGCUGUGGCGCCCAGAGCCUUCCGCCAUGGUGGACUCCUGACUGCUUUUUUUUGGGUUGUUUCUCCAACAUGCAAAACCAAGCAAACUGUCUGUCUGUAAAUAUAAUCUGCGAUUUUGAGUUGUACAUACACUUUUUAUGUUUUUG